This is a messenger RNA of Prunus mume (Japanese apricot), 2572 nucleotides long. Its product is annotated as Ribosomal L5P family protein. Gene Ontology annotation, cellular component: ribosome. Gene Ontology annotation, molecular function: structural constituent of ribosome. The record is from RefSeq and is a predicted model, not a curated record. Lineage: Eukaryota; Viridiplantae; Streptophyta; Magnoliopsida; Rosales; Rosaceae. Gene Ontology annotation, biological process: translation.
AUAAAGCCUUUUGUAAAGAUCCCGAUUUCCUAGUGAUAUGCGGGACAAACAUCGUUAUAAGUUGUCCAAGUUGCCAAGAAAUAGUUCCUUUGCACGAGUAAGAAACCGAUGUAUUUCCACGGGCCGCCCUCGUUCCGUAUAUGAGUUCUUUCGAAUUUCUCGUAUCGUUUUUCGUGGAUUAGCAUUUCGAUGGGCAUAAAGAAAUCGUCUUGGUAGCAACCACCAAACCAAUAGAGCAAGGGUUAGCUCUGCGGCUGGUCCACAGGUAAGUAGGUCCAUUACCGGCCGGCUCCGGACCGAAAAGACCUAACGGAGUAAUCCCUUAUCUCGGAUCGGAGAUGCUAACGGGGCGGGAAUCGAAGUGGGAGACCUCUCUACCGCCUGUGUCUAUCUCCUGUAAAGUAUGCUCCCCAGACAUAGACUACGUACAGGGUAGUACUCCUGGAAAGAUAGAAUAUCACCGCGUGAACAUAACAUUAAGUUACGAAUGUAACUCCCGAGGGAUCGACCACUAUUCUAAAUAUAGUAAGGCGGAGAACUGUUGUUCAUUAGAGCGCCGGGGUGCAGAGGUUGUUCCCAUCAUUGAAGUCAGAGUGUGGGACUGAGCCUUCCGAAUGAUAAAGACAAAAAAGUGCUUUUUUUCGUUGGAAAAACCAACGCAAAUCUCAUAUUUACUUUCUCUCGCCCGGAUAGAUAGAAAAGGUUGGAGAGAGUGACUUUAACCGCCUGAAAUUCUCUCCCUUCUAAAGCUGCGCAAGGCGGCCCCCCCAGAACAAAGCCCCCCCCCUCUUUUCUCCCUUUAAUGAAAGCCCCUCGCCCCGCUUCCUAUUCAUUUGUGGGUCGGGACCCGAAGGCCCCUUUUUUUUCUCAAGAGGUGAUUUCGAGAAUCAAUCAACCGACAAAUCCGUACCCCAGGUGACUCACAGCCUCCCUCUCGCCCAAAUGAAAUGGGAUGGAUUAAAUCAAUAAGCUUUUUGAUUGAUUCAGGGCGCAGCGAAGCCAAAUUCAAUCAAGGCAAGGGGGGCUUGCUUUUCCUGACGCUGAGUCAUCCUAUUAAAAUUUAGCUAUGCUAAUGGAACAGGAAAAGUAUUCAGAUGAUAUGGACCCCGGCGAGAACCUCCAAUUGCUUAGGGGUCGCACUCUCUCCCGCUUGGUGGACGAAAUCUUCUCUCCUUUUAGAAUUCUUUCUCCCACACACCUUUGCCCUCUUUCACCGCAGAGGAAAGAAGAAUCUUCCAAAUAAAUAUAUAACAAUUUUUUUUUAGUAAGUAGGGCCCCAGAACGCUAAAAAGGCGGGGGAACUAGAGUUGUCACGAUAGGAAAGAUAAAUGACUAUAAGGAACCAACGAUUCUCUCUUCUUAAACAACCAAUAUCCUCCACACUUAAUCAGCAUUUGAUAGAUUAUCCAACCCCGAGCAAUCUUAGUUAUUGGUGGGGGUUCGGUCCGUUAGCUGGUAUUUGUUUAGUCAUUCAGAUAGUGACUGGCGUUUUUUUAGCUAUGCAUUACACACCUCAUGUGGAUCUAGCUUUCAACAGCGUAGAACACAUUAUGAGAGAUGUUGAAGGGGGUUGGUUGCUCCGUUAUAUGCAUGCUAAUGGGGCAAGUAUGUUUCUCAUUGUGGUUCACCUUCAUAUUUUUCGCGGUCUAUAUCAUGCGAGUUAUAGCAGUCCUAGGGAAUUUGUUCGGUGUCUCGGAGUUGUAAUCUUCCUAUUAAUGAUUGUGACAGCUUUUACAGGAUACGUACUACCUUGGGGUCAGAUGAGCUUUUGGGGAGCUACAGUAAUUACAAGCUUAGCUAGCGCCAUACCUGUAGUAGGGGAUACCAUAGUGACUUGGCUUUGGGGCGGUUUCUCCGUGGACAAUGCCACCUUAAAUCGUUUUUUUAGUCUUCAUCAUUUACUCCCCUUUAUUUUAGUAGGCGCCAGUCUUCUUCAUCUGGCCGCAUUGCAUCAAUAUGGAUCAAAUAAUCCAUUGGGUGUACAUUCAGAGAUGGAUAAAAUUUCUUUUUACCCUUAUUUUUAUGUAAAGGAUCUAGUAGGUUGGGUAGCUUUUGCUAUCUUUUCUUCCAUUUGGAUUUUUUAUGCUCCUAAUGUUUUGGGGCAUCCCGACAAUUAUAUACCUGCUAAUCCGAUGCCCCCCCCGCCUCAUAUUGUGCCGGAAUGGUAUUUCCUACCGAUCCAUGCCCUUCUUCGUAGUAUACCUGACAAAUCGGGAGGUGUAGCCGCAAUAGCACCAGUUUUUAUAUGUCUGUUGGCUUUACCUUUUUUUAAAAGUAUGUAUGUGCGUAGUUCAAGUUUUCGCCCUAUUCACCAAGGAAUAUUUUGGUUGCUUUUGGCGGAUUGCUUACUACUAGGUUGGAUCGGAUGUCAACCUGUGGAGGCACCAUUUGUUACUAUUGGACAAAUUUCUUCUUUAGUUUUCUUCUUAUUCUUUGCCAUAACGCCCAUUCCGGGACAGGUUGGAAGAGGAAUUCCUAAUUCUUACACGGAUGAGACUGAUCACACCUGAUCAGUGAAAAAUUCUGACACCAAUCAUUUGAGUAUUACACCAAGAAUUAAUUGACAAGCGGA